AUGCCGGGCUCGCGGAGGAGCUGGGGCGCCCUGGGCAGGUGUCUGCUCCUCCCGCUGCUCACUCCGUGCGCCCUGUUGUCGGCGUGGGCUCCGGAGUGCCGCGCUCACCCGCAGCCCUGCCAGAUACUGAAGAGGAUCGGGCACACGGUGCGGGUCGGGGCCGUGCACUUACAGCCCCGCGUGCUCGGAGAGGGGGACACGGACGGGGGGAGAAGUGAGCGCGGCGGCGGCGGCACCACCAGGAGCUUAUCCAGCAAGGGGCACGCGGGCGCCAGGAGGAGAGUCACGAGCGAGAGCGCGGAGCGGGAAAGUGGUGCCGUGUUCUUGCCUAAAGAGUCUAUCUUGCUCGCCGUGGAGACCCUCAACCGCAUGGCGGACGUCCUGCCUUUCAACCUCUCUCUGGAGGUGGUCAUGGCCGUGGAGACCGGCCUGGGGGAGCUGCCCGCCUUCUCGUUCGCCUCCUCGUCCACGCGGGCGGCCACGGACCCCGUGUCUUUCCUGCAGAGUGUGUGCCACACGGUGGUGGUCCAGGGAGUGUCUGCGAUGAUGGCUUUCCCGCAGAGCCGCGGCGAGCUGCUCGAGCUGGAGUUCGUGUCCACGGCGCUGCAGAUCCCUGUCAUCAGUGUGGUCCAGAGCGAGUUCGCGCGCGACAGCAAGAACCCCCUUCACCUCCAAAUGAGCAUGCAGAACCCUCCAACUCCUUAUGUGGACCUCAUCCUCUCCGUCCUGUCCAUGAACAGCUGGUUUGACGUCAGCCUGGUGCUCUGUCAAGACUGGGAGGUCUCGGACUUCGUACGCCUCCUCCGCAACAACUCUCGUUUCAGCUUAGGUCCCAUUUUCAAUGUUUCCACUCCUGGCAGCCCCAGGAAUGACCUACAGGGCCCCCAGAAGGCCAUAGAGAAUGCUGCACCAACAGUGGUGACCUUCGGAUGUGACAUUCAAGAUGUGCGGUGGAUCUUCAGCACAUUGGCAAGACCAGGUCCAGCAACAGCAGCCGCGCAGUCACAUUGGGUUCUGGGUGACCCACAGGAUGCGGGCGAGCUGCGGACCGACGGGCUUCCCAUUGGCCUAGUGGCCCAUGGGAAGAUGUCAGAGCCCACGCUGGACCACUACGUGCAGGAUGCUCUGGAGCUAGUGGCAAGAUCCGUGGGAGCAGCAGCUCACAUCACCCCGGAACUCGCACUGUUGCCCAGCACAACCAACUGUAUGAUCACAGACGACAGGAACCUGACCUCAGGAAAAUACAUCUCCAGGUUCUUGGCCAACACCUCCUUCGAUGGCCUGAGCGGCUUCAUCCAGCAGCAGGAGGAGUCGGUGAUCACCUCAGAAAGCCACCACUUCAUCUGGAGCUUGCAGCACGACCCGCUGGGGAACCCAAUGUGGACGCGUUUGGGUCGUUGGAAGCAGGGUCAUGUGCUGAUGGACUAUGCUACGUGGCCUGGUAUGGGCCAGCCCCAGCGGGGUGGGGACUGGAGGCGGCCGUCUCGCCUACACCUCCGUGUGGUCACGCUGGUGGAGCACCCCUUUGUCUUCACACGGGAGGUGGAUGAGGAUGGCCAGUGCCCAGCCGGGCAAUUGUGCCUGGACCCAAUGACUAAUGACACCGGGGUGCUACAGCGCCUCUUCACAGGGCUCCGGGGCCCCAACGGCACAGCCGUCCCAGUUGAGCUGAAGAAGUGCUGCUACGGUUACUGCAUCGAUCUGUUGGAGAAGUUGGCUGAGGACAUGGCCUUCAGCUUCGACCUCUACAUUGUCGGUGAUGGCAAGUAUGGUGCCUAUAAGGGAGGCCGCUGGACCGGCCUGGUGGGUGACCUCCUGAGCGGGGCAGCCCAGAUGGCCGUCACCUCCUUCAGCAUCAACUCUGCUCGCAGCCAAAUGAUUGACUUCACCAGCCCUUUCUUCUCCACCAGCCUGGGCAUACUUGUGCGCACCAGGGACACGGCUGCACCUAUCGGUGCCUUCAUGUGGCCGCUGCACUGGUCCAUGUGGUUGGGCAUCUUUGUCUCGCUGCACGUCACCGCCAUCUUCCUCACCCUCUAUGAGUGGAAGAGCCCCUUUGGGAUGACACCCAAGGGUAGGAAUAGGAAGAAGGUCUUCUCCUUCUCAUCUGCCCUUAACGUCUGCUACGCCAUCCUGUUCGGCAGGACAGCUGCCAUCAAGCCGCCAAAGUGCUGGACAGGCCGUCUCCUCAUGAACCUGUGGGCCAUAUUUUGCUUGUUUUGUCUGUCCACUUAUACAGCCAACCUGGCUGCUGUCAUGGUCGGGGAGAAGACCUACGAGCAGCUGUCAGGGAUACAUGACCCGAAGCUGCAUCAUCCAUCACAGGGGUUCCGAUUUGGAACAGUUCGAGAGAGUAGCGCUGAGGACUACGUGAAAAAAAGCUUUCCGGAGAUGCACGAAUACAUGCGACGGUACAAUGUGCCGGCCACCCCUGAUGGAAUACAUCAUCUCAAGCAUGAUCCACAGAAGCUGGACGCUUUCAUUAUGGACAAGGCUCUGCUGGACUACGAGGUUUCCAUUGAUGCUGACUGCAAGAUGCUCACGGUGGGGAAGCCGUUUGCAAUUGAAGGCUAUGGUAUCGGCCUGCCCCAGAAUUCAGCCCUGACCUCCAACGUCUCGGAGCUGAUCAGCCAGUACAAGUCCGACGGCUUCAUGGACAUGUUACACGACAAGUGGUACAAAGUGGUACCCUGCGGCAAGCGGAGUUUCGCCGUCACCGAGACUCUGCAGAUGGGCAUCAAACACUUCUCAGGGCUAUUUGUGAUGCUGUGCGCGGGUGUGGCCUUGUCGCUCCUCACGACGGUCGCCGAGCACAUCGUGUACCGCUUUGUGAUCCCCAGGAUACGAACCAAGCCCAGGUUCAAGUACUGGUUGCACACAAGCCAGAGAUUGCAUCGGGCGCUGAAUUCUACAUUCGUUGAGGAAAAAUUACAGACGGUGACUAAGCCAGAGAAGAGCUGCAAUAUAGGAAAUAAUCAGCAAGCCCGGUGGAAGACAUCGGCGAGCUCCAAAUGCAAUCGCCGAAAGCUUCCGCUCAGAGGGGGCCAGCAGAACGACCUGGAGUACGCGGAGCGUAAGGAUCCGCCGCCCUCUCAGGCUAAGCGAGAGCUCCCCCUACAGGCCACGUCCAACGGCAAGACAGACUUGCUGGGUUUGGCUAAAAACCCAAUCAUCCAAGAACUCACUGACCUGGAGGCCCAGAUUCGUAUCAUCAAGCAGGAGCUCCAGCUGGCCAUCAAGAAGAAGGAGGAACUGGAGCGGUAUCGGGAGACGACCGCAACCGCAGCCACCGAAUCGUAG
Molecule: messenger RNA, 3300 nt
Organism: Scleropages formosus (Asian bonytongue)
Lineage: Eukaryota; Metazoa; Chordata; Actinopteri; Osteoglossiformes; Osteoglossidae
Gene: grin3a
Product: glutamate receptor, ionotropic, N-methyl-D-aspartate 3A
Exons: 9
Coding region: 1-3300 (1099 amino acids)
Biological process (GO): monoatomic ion transport
Cellular component (GO): membrane
Molecular function (GO): signaling receptor activity; ligand-gated monoatomic ion channel activity
Source: RefSeq, a predicted model, not a curated record